This is a messenger RNA of Pelobates fuscus (common spadefoot toad), 1726 nucleotides long. It is a transcript of the gene RNF128, whose product is annotated as ring finger protein 128. The transcript is spliced from 7 exons. Lineage: Eukaryota; Metazoa; Chordata; Amphibia; Anura; Pelobatidae. The record is from RefSeq and is a predicted model, not a curated record. The coding region runs from base 127 to 1374 and encodes 415 amino acids.
AUUUCAGAUUCCUCGAACCAAGCAAAGCAAACUGCAGCUCUCUUAUGUUCUAGAACCAAGUUAUUUACAGUAUACAUUGUGGACUCAGUGGCUUUUGGACACACUGGUUUCUUUUAAACCCAGAAGAUGACUUUCAGGUCACAAUUAACAAGCUCCUGGCCGCUGCCCAGAUUGCUGGGUUCCCUGUUGCUGCUGAUUUUGGUGGGUGUCCAGGAAUCAAAGGCAGAAGUCAUUUACACAGCUAAUUUAAACUAUACCUAUGUGUUGGAGAACAGGAGCUUCACAGAAAAUGGAGAGUUUGGGGUGUUUGGAAAUGAUUCUCCUGUGAGCAGGGCAUCUGGACUGAUGGUCUUGCCCAGGAGGUCUCAUGGAAGUCAUGGAAGCACGUCCUACACUGCCUGCUCACCCAAUGCUAACUUUACUGUACCUUCCUCUUGGACUGGCCCUUGGAUAGCCCUGAUCCAGAGAGGUGGUGGUUGUACCUUUGCUGAAAAAAUCAAGGCUGCAGCAGAUAAUGGAGCCGUUGCUGUGAUUAUCUACAACAAUGAUGGGUCUACCAGCAAUGAGGUCAUUGAAAUGUCCCACCCUGGUACAGGGAGAACUGUUGCCAUUAUGAUUGGUAAUGAAAAAGGAAAUGAGAUUAUAAGCCUGCUUACUAAAGGCAUCCAGGUGCACAUGAUCAUAGAGGAGGGGAAGAAACACGGAUCUUGGAUUAACCACUACUCCAUCUUUUUCGUGUCCGUGUCUUUCUUCAUUGUCACAGCGGCCACCGUUGGAUAUUUCGUCUUCUACUCUGCUCGCAGGUGGCGUGUUGCACGGGCUCAGAAUCAGAAACAGAGAAAGUUAAAAGACGAAGCUAACAAUGCAAUCAAUCAACUUCAGUUGCGUACAAUCAAGCAAGGCGAUAAGGUGCUUGGACCCGAUGGGGAUAGCUGUGCUGUGUGUAUUGAUACCUACAAGGCUAAUGAUGUUGUGCGCAUUUUAACAUGCAACCACUUCUUCCACAAGAAUUGCAUUGACCCCUGGCUACUUGAACACCGAACAUGUCCAAUGUGCAAGUGUGACAUUUUGAAAUCACUAGGAAUUGCGCCUACUGAAGAGCAAGAGACCGGUUUGGCCAUUGCCUCUGUUUCCAGUGAUCUCCAGAGAAGCACAGUGCAGGUAGAAGAUGAGACUCGCAGUGACAAUGCAUCGUCUGGAUAUGCCUCUGUUCGAGGGAUUGAUGAGCCAGCUGAAGAUGCAGAAGCCGCAUAUGAAAACAUAGAUCUCGUAAGCAACGAGUCCUCCGUCGUUACAGCUAUUGAGGUUCUUCCACACAUGGACAACCCAACGUUUGAAAUAGAGGACAACCCUGGUCGGGUGAACAGGUCAUGAGUUUCAGAACGAGAAGACAAUGCCGUGGAGUCCCUUCAACCAAAAUCGCUCAUUUUGAGUCAGACUCAAGUUUAGUUUGUGUUCUUUGAUACACUUUUGACAAAACAAUAAUUAUAUUCCGUUACUAAUAGAAGAAUAGAAAAAAAAAUGUAUACUUUAUAUAAAGGCCUGUAACUUAUACAGAUAAUAUAACGGAAAUCCUAUGCAUUCUGCAAAUAGCAAACAUUAAUGGUGCAAAGAAUUAUAUUCAUCUUUUUGUAAUCUUUUAAGGAAAAACAUAUUUCUAAUUUUAAGACUAACCAGAAGUGAAGCUUUGGAUAAGUGCAUAUUUUUAAUGAACCCAGAAAAGCUU